Molecule: messenger RNA, 2367 nt
Organism: Tupaia belangeri chinensis (Chinese tree shrew)
Lineage: Eukaryota; Metazoa; Chordata; Mammalia; Scandentia; Tupaiidae
Gene: LRRC75A
Product: leucine rich repeat containing 75A
Exons: 4
Coding region: 16-786 (256 amino acids)
Source: RefSeq, a predicted model, not a curated record
UUGCAGGACCUGGGCAUGGAGUCGACCUCGCUGGAUGAUGUUCUCUAUCGCUAUGCCAGCUUCCGGAACCUGGUGGACCCCAUCACCCAUGACCUCAUCAUCAGUCUGGCCCGCUACAUCCACUGCCCUAAGCCGGAAGGCGACGCACUGGGUGCCAUGGAGAAGCUGUGCCGGCAGCUGACCUACCACCUCAGCCCCCACUCCCAGUGGAGGCGCCACCGGGGGCUGCGCAGGCCUGGUGAGUCGUGCCUCAAGGCUGUCCUGGCCGGGAGCCCUCCAGACAACACGGUGGACCUUUCAGGCAUCCCGCUGACCUCCCGGGACCUGGAGCGGGUGACCAGCUACCUGCAGCGCUGCGGGGAGCAGGUGGACAGCGUGGAGCUGGGCUUCACGGGCCUCACAGAUGACAUGGUCCUGCAGCUGCUGCCGGCCCUCAGCAGCCUGCCCCGCCUCACCACACUGGCGCUCAACGGCAACCGGCUAACCCGGGCCCUGCUGCGCGACCUCACCGACACCCUGAAGGACCCCAGCAAGUUCCCCAGCGUCACGUGGAUUGACCUGGGCAACAACGUGGACAUCUUCUCCUUGCCCCAGCCCUUCCUGCUCAGCCUGCGCAAGCGCUCCCCCAAGCAGGGCCACCUUCCCACCAUCCUGGAGCUGGGCGAGGGCCCGGGCAGUGGGGAGGAAGCCCGGGAAGAGACAGUGGGCCAGGAGGACCCUGGAGGGGGCCUUGCUGCACCAGCCAAGGACCUCCACGAGGGCCAGGAGACAGCAGCUCAGACGUGACACAGAAGCGGGGACCUCAACAGGGAGUCCUCAUGGGGUGGGACGGCUGAGACAGGUUAGGGGUACCUCUUCUCGGGAGGCUCAGGCUGAAAACUGGCUUGAAUGCUCCCUGCUCCCUCCUCCCCCACCACCACAGAAAGGCAGCCCUAGCACCUGGGAGAGGGGGCCUAUUUAAUACUUCUCUUUGAUCCUGUCUUCCCCACCCCCUUAUAAAUCCAUUCUUGCCUUCUGACUUCUGGAAGUGGCUCAUGAGGCUCCAGGCACCCCUCAACUCAGCCUCAAAGGUGUGGGAGGGCCUUAUAACCCAGAGAUGCUAAUGUGAUACUGGGCACUCCCAGAAAAGCUGCAUAGGUGGGCCCCUGCAUCGAGCACUCUCCAGGUCUGUCUACCUGGGAGAAGAAACUCCAGCCAGAUUAUUAGGCAAGUCUCCAGUUCAGGGAGACGGAUCCUUACUGAAACCACUCUCACCUGGAGAAGAUCUGGGCUGGGUGCCAGAGCCUAACUCAUGCCAAGCUAAGGGUGGACAAAGAUGGUCUACCUCCAGUGGAGCCUCAGGCUCCUUGGAACCAUUUCCCCAGCUUGACAUUUGAGGCCCAUGUUGCUACCCACACCCCUGCCCAAGGGACAAGCUACCAUACUGUCCCCGUAACAGAGCACCCAGUGGUGCCAUGUGGCAGGACCUACGUGCCCACACCCCCAGGCGUGCAUGCAGGCCACUUAACUCCUGUAGCCCGUCUUAGAAAACUACCACUGAUAUUCCCCAGGGCCUUUAGGGACUAUGGCAGAAUGACUGUCCUCACCUGGACAGGCUUCAGAACCCUCUUCUGAUAAAAAUCCCUUCUGGGUCCAAGAUCACAAACCAAGUCCAGACUUUUUGCCAUAGGGUGUGCGCUCAGUGAGACACUGCCCACAGGGCAACUGGCCACGCCAUAAUCCCUUCUAGGGCUUUGGGCACAGGCAGACUCAGCGUCUUUCAAGCCACCAGGUGUGGGACUUGAAAUUGUUUGGCAAUAUAGAAGUCUACUACCAUAACCACACUACCAGCCCCAACCCUUGGCUGGGAGAAGGGGGAAAUUAACUCUAGUCUGGGAAACUUACUUCAGUCAAGAGUAUUCCUCCCAAGUAUUCUCAAUGAAAAAGCCCUAAGGCCAACACUGUCAAUUAACUGGCCUUACCAAGCACAGCCAGGAAGGGGCUGGACUGCAGGGCCUUGCAGGCUGCUUAACCAAGGGCAGAGCCCAGAGACAGCUGCGCUCAGGAAUGAGGUGUGUGGAUGCCUUAAAUGCUUUGGAAUUUUGCCCUCAGUCCAGUUGUUGAGAGGCUGACUGUUCAGUUUACAAGUCCAAGUGCUAAUGCCCCACCACAGUAGUCCAAGCUACCUUUUUCUUCAAAUACACACAUUUUCCAAACCAAAACCAAAGACCAUUCUUUAUUUCAGUAAUAGUUGAUGGUAACUACAUGAGAACUUUAUUUGUGGGUGGGAGUGGAGAUGAACAGUUUGUAGCUUAAAGAACUCACCCCUUCUUAGCCAAUUUACAAAAGUAAAUUAAGUUGUCAGACAAGCUGGCAGGGGACAAUGCU